This is a messenger RNA of Musca vetustissima, 1410 nucleotides long. Its product is annotated as serendipity locus protein delta-like. NCBI's taxonomy places the organism in Eukaryota, Metazoa, Arthropoda, Insecta, Diptera, Muscidae. The coding region runs from base 1 to 1392 and encodes 463 amino acids. The transcript has 2 exons. The record is from RefSeq and is a predicted model, not a curated record. Gene Ontology annotation, cellular component: nucleus.
AUGUCCCACUCCAUGGGAGAAUUUGCCCGUUGCUUCCUGUGUCGUAAAAAACACACUGCUUCUCACAAAAUUAUUGAUGGCAGCGUAUGUCCAGCAUCUAAGAAGAGCGUGAAAACUGUUCUUUUACAUUUGGCUCGUUGUGGAAAAUUUCAGCUGCUGGUAUCCAAAGGAGAAUGGUUGUGUCGUCAAUGUUAUAUUAAGAUUGUGGACUACGACACAACUUUCAUGAAUCUCACCCGUAAGCAAAAACUGCUUACCACAUUGGUUGAGAAAGCUGUAACGACAAUUGACAGCGAUAUUGAAGCAGAGUGCCUCCAAGAAAUGUCGCACAUGGAGGAAUUUAAUGACGAACACUUCUUCGAUGACGCCAAUGUCUCUGACCGAGAAAUAGCCGAAACAAUUUUUGAAGUCAUUGGAAAUGACAGUGGAAAAAGGAGAAAAAUUGCAAAUUAUGGGAAACAAAGACUAGAGAGAAACAUGGAGUCAGCUGGUACUGAUAGUGACGAAGACCCCGAGUCACUGGGAGAAAAUGAAACAAUACAGUGCAAUCUCUGUGCAAUGAGAUUUAAAAAUCGAACCCAGCAUCAAAGGCAUGUCGUUCAAGUCCACAAAAAGUUUAGUUGCAAAAUUUGCUCUUUCAGUCACAGGAACGAGGACUACGUGCUGCUGCACAUGAACAUACACGAGGGAAAAAGUGAAAAUCAGUGUCGUUUUUGUAAUAAAGAGUUCACGACCAAAAUUAGUACAAUCCGACACAUGGAAGUGCAUAUGGACACGAAGAAGUAUCAAUGCGACAAAUGUGGUUUAGUGUUUUCCCAGACAACAGUUCUCUAUAACCACAAGUUGCAGCACGAAGCCGAAGAGAGGCCGCUACGUUGUGAAAUCUGCAAUCAAAUAUUUAAGACCAAGCGGACGUUCCGUCAUCACAUGGUUACUCAUCGGGCAGACAGGCCGCGAUAUAGUUGUGAAUAUUGCGGAAAGACUUUUACUGAGAAAUAUACCCUAAAGGUUCACAAACGUACACAUCCAGAAUCAGGCGCAGUGGCAGUAAGUCAGAACGAUUCUACGCAACAGCAAUACCAAAACCACCAGACUCAACCUGUCCAAUAUCAGGAACACCAGGUCCAAACAUAUAAUAAUUCACAGGUGGUUGGGACGAAAUUUGCUUGCAUUAUUUGUGAUCAGCAUUUCAGUAGUAAAGAUAAUUUGAAUAAACACAUGGAAAAGGAGCACGAUGUUAUACUAAAAUCCCUGAGUAUUGCAAAUUUCACGCAGUACGAAGUUGUUUCAAAUGAUUCACGAAAAGCUUGUCACAUAUGCGGUCAAAUAUUCAGUGCCCAACAUAAUUUAGAUUAUCAUCUUGUAAAUGUACAUGAGGUUACAUUAAAAUAAACUACUAAUAAAUAAAGU